AUGGCACCUUCAAAAAAAGGACCGAAACAAGAAAGGAAGCCGAGAAGUGCAAUGAGUGAAGUGGUAACACGUGAGUAUACCGUUAAUCUGCAUCGACGAUUGCAUGGCGUUGGUUUCAAAAAGCGUGCUCCUCAGGCUAUCAAAGCAAUACGGAAAUUUGCAGAAGAACAGAUGGGUACAAAAGAUGUACGCGUUCAUAUACGUUUGAAUGAAUUUUUGUGGUCCAAAGGCGUAAAGAAUGUUCCAUAUCGUGUACGUGUACGCCUGUCACGACGGCGUAAUGAUGAUGAAAGUUCUGCAGAUCGACUGUAUACAUUGGUAACGCACGUUCCUGUUACAACAUUUAAGAAGUUAACAACAGUAAAUGUUGAUAAUGAGGAAUGA
Molecule: messenger RNA, 384 nt
Organism: Cercopithifilaria johnstoni
Lineage: Eukaryota; Metazoa; Nematoda; Chromadorea; Rhabditida; Onchocercidae
Source: the annotation of a GenBank genome assembly